AUUUUAAUAAAUAUAAAAUUUACCGAUAUUUUGGAUACCUACUAGCUAAUAUAUAUUUCGUUAAUUUUAUUUCGAGUUUAUAGAGUUGGGUUAACCUGUUUUAUGGUGUGGUAUAUGGGCACAUAAUAUGGCAAGGUAUUUGAAUCGAAGAGAUGGACCAAGUUAUGGAAUCUAUUUGGAUGAAUUGGAUGAAAAUGAGGAUUAUAAGUUAAACGAGUUGAACCAACGCUCUGAAAAAUACUUAGAGCUCAAAAUGAAAAACGUGGAUUUGAAAGUUACAGAACACGAGGCAGGAUUAUCGGUAAUUGAUUCAAAAAUAUCAUAUUUAAAUGUCAAAAGGAAAAAUGACAGCUUGAAAGAUGAAGAACUAGAAAUAGAAUCUAAUAACCAUUCUACCGAUGCUCAAGACGCCAAAAACCUGUUAAUUGAGUUAAUCGAGUUAAUAGUAAAUAAUAAGGAAACUAUUAAUUUCAAGUAUGUUUGCAAUUUGGAAUGGAUUGCAAGGCUAUUGGACUAUAAAAAACUCGUACGUAUAAGGCAUAGUCAAAAUAUUAAAUUUUACAUUAUUAUUUACAUAAACUGUUUAAGAAACCCAGCCUCCAAAGAAAACAAAGUUUAUAAUAUCAUAUGUACUAAAGAAAAUCUUUUAAUUUAUCUGACAUAUCUAAAAUCAGAACUGAAAAAUGAACGUAAUAGAACAAAUAUACCGAAAACGCUGAACGAAGACUGUAUCUCCUUAAAAAAUAUAUUUUAUUUGAGGAACAUACUACAACAUUUAAAAUUUGCUGCCUCAGAUAAAAUAAACCGUUAUAAUGAUCUUUGUGAAUUAGUAAUUGAAAGAACAUUACAAAUUUUAGCUGAAAAUCUGAGAGAUGUUUCUAGCUCAAUAGCUAAUAUAAUGAUACAAUACGAGGAAAAUAAUAUUCCACUAAAAUCCUUAUUGACCUUCAUACGUAAUCAAUUAUCCCAUUCAAUUUUGCUUUACAAAAAAAUGAACAUGGAAUCUAAAAAUAAAUUUAGAAGAUUGCAAAAUGAUUUUAGUGUACUUUUUACUAUACUGUGGGAAAUUCUAGAAAAAGAAAUAAUUGCCGUUCUAAGGAAAAAAAUUAAGAACAUGAUAGAAAUGGGAGAUAUUAAGGAGUUGGAAGCAAUACUAGUCACAAUUAUGGACAAUGAACCAGUUUUUGUUGAAAAACCUAUCAUAAAUAAUAUAAAUAGAUUGAACAUAAAAGAAAUCCAAACUAAAAUUACAAAUUAUGAUGAAAGUUAUGGUAACAUGUAUUUAGGAAUGCUACUUGUAACACUCCAUAAAGAAACAGGAGAAGAAUACAAUAAUAUCUUCGAGGAGAUUUAUUCGUAUUUAGAAUUAGACGGCAAGGAAAAUAAAGAAAUAUCUGAAAAUUUUAGACUUUUUGUAUAUCAAAUUUUAGAACUAAGAACGUGGUCAAAUAUAGAGCGUAUCAAAGAGGUUAUUAAACCAUUCUUAAGUGAGACUAAUUCUAAACAUAUUGCUUCUAUAAAAAACCAAAUAGAACGUAUAAACGAAGGUAAUAUUAAUAGAUCCACAUAUACCAAUAGAAAGGUUUCAAAAAUUAUUAACAAAAUAAAUAAUUUUAUCGAGAGUAAUUCGGUUGAAUUGUUGGAAACAAGAAGAUUGCGUUCGGAAAUCACAAUAAAUACUAAAGAAAAAUUUAAAAUAAUGAAAAAAAUUAAAUUUAAAAUAAAUCAUAAAUAUCAUGAAAAUUUUGAAGUGUCUAAGAAGGACGCAGGAAGCAUUCAGGGCGAGGUAGAUUUAAAAAAACUAGAAAACAAAAUUACCAAUUUUUUUCUGGAGAAAGCUAAAAAUACGGCCAGAAAUAAUAGACAGAAUAAUAGAAACAAGUAUAUUGAAAAAACUGUUAAAAAAACGUUUAACACGUACUUAAAUAAUCGGAUCACCGAAAGAGCAAAUAUGUUACAUCCUAAAAAUAACUAUAACAUUAACAACAGUUUCGUGGUAAUGGCAGCUCAGAAAGUGAUAGUUUUAGACUUGCUGGAUUGUUUAACAUGGCUACAUGAUACAACAGUCGAUUUGUGUUGUACCGCAGAAUUAGUUCCGAUAUAUAUCGAGACAAAGUUAAGAAAUUUACUGGCUCAUUCUUCAGAUAUUUUACCAACGAUUUUACCUAUGAAUCUCGACGUACCGGUCUUGUGGUAUAACUACAAAUUUCGAAAUUACAAUACAAUAUUUGGAUUAAAAAACGAACAGAAAGAAAACAUUAAAUUUCGACAAUGCGAUAAAAAAUCCGAGAACCUGAAAUUAAAAAGAAACAACAACGGAAUCAAUCCAGAUGUUAUAGCAAACUACAAGAAUCAUUUGAAAAUUGCCGAUGAAUUAGAUAAGUUUUUUGAAAGCGCUCGGAAAGGAGAUAAAAAAGGAAUUAAGUUGUAUCUAGAGUGUGAAAUGGACUUAACGAUUGUCGAUUUAGAAGGAAUGACGGUGUUAGAUCGAGCCAUUCAGUCAAAACAUGUUAAUUUCGUGAAAUAUUUAAUAGAGGAAGAACGAGCCAAAGUUACUACCAAACAACUUGAAGUCGCUAUACUACACAAGUACAGCGAUUUAAGGUAUUUACUAACAAAGGCCGAUAGGUCCUUAAGCGAUUCUUUUGACGCUGAAGGUACUUACAAAACUACAAAUAAAAAUACUCUUCUCAAUAUUGCUGCCGAAACCGGAAAUUGUGAAUUUUUCCAGUUCCUUAUUGAUCAAAAACAAAAACUCAGAAGCAUCCAUUUAAGUUCGGCUUUUGAAUUAGCCUGCAAAAAUGGUCGCCCCAACAUUGUCAAUCUGAUACUUAAUGAGUAUGGUAAUUUUCUAGUUAAUAUUCAUUCGGUUCAUCGUGCCCUAACAUUGUCCAUAAAAUAUCACCAGAUCAACAUUGUACCCUUACUUUUGCAACACAUUUCUGACGUAAAUGACGCAAAGAUCAUUUCGAACUUUUAUCUGGCUGCUCAACUGGGUUGUACGAGUACGGUCUUGGAGUUCAUCAGAAGAAAUAUCGAUAUAAACUGUCAAGAUUCGGAUGGUUGGAGUGCUUUGCACCAUGGCGCUCACAAAGGUUGUAUCAAUGUAGUUCAAAUUCUAAUAGAACAUAAAGCAGAUUGUAAAUUAACCAACAAUAAUGGUUUCACGCCACUAGAAUUAGCACACGAUAGCACUAUCAGAGAAGUCUUAAGCAAAUACGUAUAAAUCGUGUUACAGCGUUUUCAGGUGGAGCGAAGCAUCCGCGACUUCGAGCAAGUACCAUGAGUUUAUAUGAACGAUUUCACAUGGGUCGCGUAUGCUCCGUCCGGAUAAGCGAUAUUGAAAAAACAUCCGUGCGUACGCUCCGCGCGUACGGUCCGCUCCAUCUAAAAGCGCUGUAAUACAUUCUACUAACUCAUAAAAAAUUAACAUUUUUAUAUUUAUUUUUUUGAUAAGUAGGUCAAUACUGGUUGGGCGAAUAUAUUAAUUAAAAAAAAACAAACCAUGUUUUUUUAAUUAUAUACAUUAUAUUUUUAAUAAAAUUGUACAUCGUGUUAAAGACGCUACUUAAUACAGUUAUUUUUCUACAACUCAUAAAAAAUUAACAAUUUUAUAUUUAUUUUAGUUUGAUAAGUAGGUCAAUAUUGGUUGCCCGAAUAUAUUAAUUAAUAUUUACAAACAAUUUUUUUUUAAUUAUAUACAUUAUGCUUUUAAUAAAACUGUAGAAAACUUUGUUAUCUCGUUUUAUUGUAUAAGUAAUCGGCUCGGUGUUGUUUGCAAUCCUUUUAAUUGAACCUAUUUGAGAACCAAUUAAUAAAUGUACAUUAAUAAUUUUAAAAAAUAUAUAUAUUUAGUUGUGAUAUUUUUAUAACGGCGCUAGUGAAAAAACUAGAAGAAAUAUUUAGGUAUAGAGACAUUACUAUACAGGGUGAAUCUAUUUGUUUUAGUUUGAAAAGUAGGUCAAUAUUGGUUGGGCGAAUAUAUUAAUUAAUAUAAGCAAACCAUUUUUUUUAAUUAUAUACAUUAUAUUUUUAAUAAAACUGUACAUCGUGUUAAAGACGCUACUUAAUACAGUUAUUUUUCUACAACUCAUAAAAAAUUAACAAUUUUAUAUUUAUUUUAGUUUGAUAAGUAGGUUAAUAUUGGUUGCCCGAAUAUAUUAAUUAAUAUUUACAAACAAUUUUUUUUAAUUAUAUACAUUAUGCUGUUAAUAAAACUGUAGAAAACUUUGUUAUCUCGUUUUAUUGUAUAAGUAAUCGGCUCGGUGUUGUUUGCAAUCCUUUUAAUUGAAUCCUUUAAUUGAAUAAAACUGUACAUCGUGUUAAAGACGCUACUUAAUACAGUUAUUUUUUUACAACUCAUAAAAAAUUAACAAUUUUAUAUUUAUUUUAGUUUGAUAAGUAGGUCAAUAUUGGUUGCGCGAAUAUAUUAAUUGACAUUAACAUUAUUU
This is a messenger RNA of Sitophilus oryzae (rice weevil), 4451 nucleotides long. RefSeq lists its product as uncharacterized. The record is from RefSeq and is a predicted model, not a curated record. Gene Ontology annotation, cellular component: cytoplasm. The coding region runs from base 128 to 3226 and encodes 1032 amino acids. Gene Ontology annotation, molecular function: protein binding. NCBI's taxonomy places the organism in Eukaryota, Metazoa, Arthropoda, Insecta, Coleoptera, Curculionidae. The transcript has 4 exons.